This is a messenger RNA of Capsella rubella, 1351 nucleotides long. RefSeq names its product 12-oxophytodienoate reductase 3. The record is from RefSeq and is a predicted model, not a curated record. Gene Ontology annotation, molecular function: oxidoreductase activity; FMN binding. Lineage: Eukaryota; Viridiplantae; Streptophyta; Magnoliopsida; Brassicales; Brassicaceae. Gene Ontology annotation, cellular component: peroxisome. The transcript is spliced from 5 exons. Gene Ontology annotation, biological process: jasmonic acid biosynthetic process; oxylipin biosynthetic process. Bases 100 to 1260 code for a protein of 386 amino acids.
GUAUAAAAUUUAUCAGUUCCCCACAGUCCACACAACAACACAAACACAUUCACUUACAAUUUUUCAGUUUCCAAAUAACACAAAACGAUCGGUGGAGACAUGACGACGGCACACGAGACACUCUUCUCUUCUUACAAGAUGGGAAGAUUCGAUCUAUCUCAUCGAGUGGUUCUUGCGCCGAUGACGCGGUGCAGGGCGUUGAACGGUGUUCCAAACGCGGCGUUGGCGGAGUAUUAUGCUCAACGAACUACUCCUGGUGGCUUUCUCAUUACCGAAGGCACUAUGGUCUCUCCCGGAUCCGCAGGGUUCCCACAUGUACCUGGAAUCUAUUCAGAUGAACAAGUAGAGGCAUGGAAGCAAGUUGUGGAAGCAGUUCACGCUAAGGGAGGUUUCAUCUUUUGUCAGCUAUGGCAUGUUGGUCGUGCUUCUCAUCCAGUGUACCAACCUAAUGGAGUCUCGCCAAUAUCGUCAACGAACAAACCCAUCUCGGAUAGGUGGCGAAUUCUUUUACCGGAUGGAUCACACGGGAAGUACCCGAAACCCCGAGCACUAGAAGCUUCCGAAAUACCUCUAGUGGUGGAGGAUUAUAGCCGCUCUUCUUUGAAUGCGAUCCGAGCUGGUUUCGAUGGAAUUGAGAUCCACGGGGCGCAUGGUUACCUCAUUGAUCAAUUUUUGAAAAACGGAAUAAAUGACCGUACGGACCAAUACGGAGGCUCUAUUGCAAACCGUUGUAGAUUCUUAAAACAAGUAGUGGAAGGUGUGGUUUCAGCUAUAGGAGCUAGUAAAGUUGCUGUGAGGGUAUCUCCAGCAAUAGACCACAUGGACGCAACUGAUACUGACCCAUUAUCCCUCGGGUUAGCCGUGGUUGAUUUACUUAAUAAGUUACAAGAUGUUAAUGGCUCAAAACUCGCUUACCUUCAUGUAACGCAGCCUCGCUACCACGCCUAUGGACAAACCGAGUCGGGAAGGCAAGGUAGUGACGAGGAAGAAGCUAAGCUAAUGAGGAGCUUGCGAACGGCUUACAAUGGAACCUUUAUGUCUAGUGGAGGAUUCACCAAGGAACUAGGUAUGCAAGCUAUUCAACAAGGUGAUGCUGAUUUGGUUUCAUAUGGAAGGCUGUUUAUUGCAAAUCCGGAUUUGGUUUCGCGGUUCAAGAUUGAUGAAAAGUUGAACAAAUAUAAUCGAAAGACGUUUUAUACUCAAGAUCCAGUUGUUGGCUACACAGAUUAUCCUUUCUUGGCUCCUCAUUCACGACUUUGAGUCUUAUAAUCAAAGAGAAGAUAUAUUGAUAUGUAAAAUGACAAUGGUAUUAUUCUCCACUUAAUAAACGUUAUAGAACUUUCCAAAUUUA